AUGGCAGCUCGGCGCGUGAACCAAGGCCCGAAGCGCGGGUCCAAGACGUACGAGCGGCCGGGCCUGAGCGAGGAGGAGAUCGAGGAGAUCCGCGAGGCCUUCAACCUCUUCGACACGGACGGCUCGGGCACGAUCGACCCGAAGGAGCUCAAGGCCGCCAUGCAGUCGCUCGGCUUCGAGGCCAAGAACCAGACCAUCUACCAGAUGAUCGGCGACAUCGACAAGGACGGGAGCGGCUCGAUCGACUUUGAAGAGUUCCUGGAUAUGAUGACGGCCAAGAUGAGCGACAAGGACUCGCGCGACGACAUCCAGAAGGUCUUCAACCUCUUUGACGACGACCAGACAGGCAAGAUCUCGCUCCGGAACCUCAAGCGCGUCGCCAAGGAACUUGGAGAGACCAUGUCGGACGCCGAGCUCCUCGAGAUGAUCGAGCGCGCCGAUAGCGACCAAGACGGCGAGAUCAACGCCGAAGAGUUCUACUCGAUCAUGACCAAGAAGACCUUUACGUAGCUUUUGUUUGCCUGCUAUCCUAAUACCACCCACAUACAUACCUCUUCCUCCAGCC
This is a messenger RNA of Saprolegnia parasitica CBS 223.65, 565 nucleotides long. RefSeq lists its product as hypothetical. Gene Ontology annotation, molecular function: calcium ion binding. The record is from RefSeq and is a predicted model, not a curated record. The coding region runs from base 1 to 510 and encodes 169 amino acids. NCBI's taxonomy places the organism in Eukaryota, Oomycota, Saprolegniomycetes, Saprolegniales, Saprolegniaceae. The transcript has a single exon. Gene Ontology annotation, biological process: mitotic cell cycle; centriole replication. Gene Ontology annotation, cellular component: centrosome; centriole.